AUGAACGUCGUCGUUACCGGCAUCUUCUACUGCUUUUCGGGCAUGAUCCCGAACUGCCUCAUGGCGACCUGCUGUCCGUGCAUCUCGCUCGCCCAGACCCUCCACCCUCUCGUGGCCAUAUACCGGUACACGUUUGUCGUCAUGUACGUCCGGACGGGUGUCCGCGGCAGGUUUGCGAAUCCCGGCAACGCGUGCAAAGCCUGCCUCUGCUUUUGCAGCUGCUGCACGAUCGCCCAACCGGUGUCGCACACCGACUCGUACACGCCCAACAUUUGCAACUUUGGUCUCAAGGACACGCUUGUCGGCUACGUUCUCUGA
This is a messenger RNA of Saprolegnia diclina VS20, 318 nucleotides long. RefSeq lists its product as hypothetical. Bases 1 to 318 code for a protein of 105 amino acids. The record is from RefSeq and is a predicted model, not a curated record. NCBI's taxonomy places the organism in Eukaryota, Oomycota, Saprolegniomycetes, Saprolegniales, Saprolegniaceae. The transcript is spliced from 2 exons.